GUGUCUGGUUAGGGUUUUCUUCUUCACCUAGUCGCCGGGAAAAUCUCUAGUGUGGGUUAAGAAGGAGCUCAGUUUCGGAGAUGAGUAAGCUUCAGAGUGAUGCUCUCAGAGAAGCCAUCUCAACCAUCAAGGCUGCGUCCACUGAGAAGAAGCGUAAUUUCACCGAGACAAUUGAACUCCAAAUUGGAUUGAAGAACUAUGACCCUCAGAAAGACAAGCGUUUCAGUGGUUCUGUCAAGUUGCCUCACAUUCCCAGACCCAAAAUGAAGAUAUGCAUGCUUGGAGAUGCCCAACAUGUUGAAGAGGCAGAGAAGAUUGGUCUGGAUUACAUGGAUGUGGAAGGGCUGAAGAAGCUUAACAAGAACAAGAAACUUGUUAAGAAACUUGCCAAGAAGUACCAUGCCUUUUUGGCAUCUGAGUCAGUCAUCAAGCAAAUUCCCCGUCUCCUUGGACCGGGUCUCAACAAAGCAGGAAAGUUCCCAACACUUGUUACCCACCAAGAAUCCCUUGAGUCUAAGGUGAAUGAAACCAAGGCAACAGUUAAGUUCCAAUUGAAGAAGGUACUUUGCAUGGGAGUUGCUGUUGGGAAUGUUGGAAUGGAGGAGAAGCAAAUUUUCCAGAACGUGCAAAUGAGUGUCAACUUUCUGGUUUCAUUGCUGAAGAAAAAUUGGCAAAAUGUGAGGUGCCUGUACUUGAAGAGUACCAUGGGGACUCCUAAUCGCGUUUUCUAGAUGGCUUUAUGAAUUUUAGGGGUGAACUUGCGUGUUGUGGGGAUAAUUAUCGUGUUCCAUUUUGUUUUGUGGGAUGUUCAUGUUAUAAGUGAUAAGACUGCUCAAAGUUUUGUUAGACUGAUGAGAUAGUCUG
Molecule: messenger RNA, 864 nt
Organism: Rubroshorea leprosula
Lineage: Eukaryota; Viridiplantae; Streptophyta; Magnoliopsida; Malvales; Dipterocarpaceae
Source: the annotation of a GenBank genome assembly